GUUAAAUGUCUAAGUUACUGUGCAUUGAUCCUCUGGGGAAAAAAAACUGUUUUAAAACCCAUAAUCUUAAUGGUUUAUAAAUAUAUAUUUGUGUCUGUUGUUCCAACUGUUUUGGCUACUAAAGUGGGAGUUUAGAAUACGAUAUAGAUAGCGGUCUCCGUUGUUACAAAGUAUUGGAACGACAUAAUGAAAAGUGAUGUUUCGCUGAAUGGGAUGCACCGGUCUUUUGCUGAACACCGGUGUAGAUUCCUCUCGGAAUGUUUGUUAGACGCGUUUAGCCUCAUCAUGUAACCUACAUAACUUUAGUUGAUCAACAUUAUAUUUGGUAGGCUAAUAUGGCCGUACACCGACAUCGACAAAACAGAGAAGCUUCUUCAGUGUGACAGCAGCUUAGUUUUAAAGUGGUCACUCAUAGCCUAUUUUUAAAGUUGAAACAAAACGAAAUUUGACUAAAAUUAUUUAAUAUGGUUUCAUAUCUCAUAGUGAUGCAACAUUAUAGUUUAUUUUCUUAUUUAAUCCUAAUGCUCUCUCUGGAGCAAUGCAUUGUAAUACAUCAUGGUUAAUGUAUAAAAUAGAAAAAAUAAAAGUGCUGCUUAUCUUCAUUUGAGCUAAACAUUGAUUAGUCAAGGCAUGAUGAUGGUAUGACACCAGACCAGUUUAUGUACCUAUUUAACUUGAGACAAUGCAGUAGCCUUGAGCGAGAACUUCAUAUAGGUAUGUAAAACCCAGCUGUGGAAAUGGGCCAAAGUGGCAGGCUUGUUAUAAGCUUCUCAGACACUAUUAGAAUACGAAGGUCAAAGUUCUCAUAGUCCUCUCAGGCAUGUACUUGUAGCUCCCAGGAUAAAUUCAGUUAUUAGGCUGAAGUUAUUAACUGUCUUGACUGAGUCCUCAUAAUUACUGUCUAUUAGCUUUAAUUAAAGGGAUGAGGUACUUUGCCUCCUGCUGCGUACCUAGUAGUUGCACAGGUUCACCCAAAAUGUAUCAUAAACUCAACAUGAAAGCAGAAAAACACAUCCGUUAUUCUCAACCUUUGCAGUGUCCACAGACCUCAUCAUGUGUCGGUCAUAGGCAUAGUGUGACUGUCAGUUCUUAAUACCACUGCACUAAAACCAAAAUGUGUAACAUCCCAGUGUUUGCAGAUACACACCAAAAAAUAAAUAUAUAAAUAGUUUAUUAAUUAAAUUAUUAUGAAGGACAUGUCGUCAGUGUUCUUUUUGCAGUCGUUCCACACUGUAAUCUAUCCGUUAUUUCCUGAGGGGCAUAAACCCCUGUUUGUGUCAGACUGCAGCCUGGCCUAGAUGUCUCACCUGGAUUUCAGCGCUCAGUAUUGGAGCACCCACAGCCUUCUGAAUUCCUGUGGCCGUGGAGCAAUGUUGAAGGAAGAUGUGUACAGAGGAGUGGCAAACCCUGCGCCAGGCCGGCAGGAGGAGGACCAUGGCCCUGAGCAAUGCCAAUGGUGACCUCCUGCUCCUCAGCAAUGGCAGCCUGCCACCCAGCGUCACUACGAUGGCCACUGCCACCAGCGGCCCAGAGGCCAGUGCGAGCCUCAGCAGCACGGGAAGAGGGGACGUCAGCGUUGUUUCCACACCCAGAACACAGCAGAGGCAGAGGCACCAACCAAGGCCAACACCACCGCACAAGGAGCCCCAGCAGAGAUCCAGAGUGAGUCAGAAUGGAGGCAACAUCAAGCAGAACGGUUCCCUAAGGGCCCCUUCCUCUUCCUCCUCCUCCUCCUCCUCACACCUCACAGACUCUCAAAGGUUGUCCAAGCUCCUGCCCUCCACCCUCUCCACAACCUCUUCCCCCUCUCCUCCUCCACUGUCUCCACCUCCCCCGUGCUGCCACCGCUGCCCAUUCCACCCCCCCCUGUGCUGCCAUGGCAACCAGCAGGAGUGCCACAUCUUCCAGACCCCUGCCCUGCCCCUUCACCCGGGCUCCUGCUGCCUGCAGGCCUCUCCUCCAUCCCUCUGUUUACACCAUGGCUGGCAGGAGCACCUCCAGAACCAGCCCAAUGUGGCUGGCCUCAGCCCUGCAAGGCCUUUUCGGUUCCCCAAAAGCUAUGCAGAGCUGAUUGCUGAUUGGCCAGUGGUGGUGCUGGGGGUGUGUACAGUCCUCAUCGUGGUGUGUGCCCUGGUGGGUAUUCUGGUGCCAGACCUGCCAGACUUCUCAGACCCCUUACUGGGAUUUGAGCCACGAGGCACGGCCAUAGGCCAGCGAUUAGUCACAUGGAAUAACAUGGUGAAAAACACAGGGUACAAAGCAACCCUGGCUAACUACCCAUUCAAGUACGCCGACGAGCAGGCGAAAAGUCACCAAGAGGACAGGUGGGCUGAAGAUCACUUUGACAGAGAUAAAAGACAAGCAGAAUGGGACUUCAGCAAAGACAGUUUCUUCUGUGAUGUUCCAGGUGACAGAUACUCCAGAUUAGUAUUCACAUCUGCAGAGGGGAAGAACCUUUGGAAUAUACAAGCAAUUAAAUCCAUGUGCAAUUUGGACAAUACACGGGUGCGCUCCCACCCUCAGUAUUGGAGCCUGUGCCAGCGCACCACUGACGCCUCCUGCUGUCCCAGCUGGACCCUGGGAAACUACGUGGCUAUCCUCACCAACAAGUCCUCCUGCCAGAAGAUCACAGAGCGCGACGUGUCACACACCCUCAAGAUCCUGCGCUCCUGCGCCAAGUACUACCACAACGGAACGCUGGGCCCCGACUGCUGGGACAUGACCACACGUAGGAAGGACCAGUCCAAGUGCACCAACGUCCCACGCAAGUGCACCAAGUACAACGCCGUUUACCAGAUCUUCCACUUCCUGGUGGACAAAGACUUCAUGAGCCCAAAGAACACCGACUACCCUAUCCCCGUCCUGAAACACGGCAUGCUGUUCUCCCCCACAGAGAAAGGGGAGACCAUGAUGAACAUUUAUCUGGACAACUUUGAGAACUGGAACUGCUCGGACGGCGUCACCACCAUCACAGGGAUUGAGUUCGGUAUCAAACACAACCUGUUCCAGGACUACCUACUGACGGAUACCGUGUAUCCGGCCAUAGCCAUAGUGAUUGUGCUGGUUGUCAUGUGUGUGUACACACGCUCUGUGUUCAUCACCCUGAUGACCAUGAUCGCCAUCAUCAGCUCCCUGAUCGUGUCCUACUUCCUGUACCGUAUGGUGUUCGACUUUGAAUUCUUCCCCUUCAUGAACCUCACAGCCCUCAUCAUCCUGGUGGGCAUCGGGGCAGACGAUGCCUUCGUCCUCUGUGACGUGUGGAACUACACCAAGUUCGACAAGCCCAAUGCUGAGCUGUCGGAGACGGUUAGCAUCACUCUGCAACACGCGGCCCUCUCCAUGUUCGUCACCAGCUUUACCACGGCCGCCGCCUUCUACGCCAACUACGUUAGCAACAUCACCGCAAUCCGCUGUUUUGGCGUCUACGCCGGCACGGCCAUCUUGGUUAACUACAUACUGAUGGUAACCUGGCUGCCAGCCGUGGUGGUGCUCCAUGAGCGUUACCUGCCCAACAUCUUCACCUGCUCUAAACCUCCCCCACAGCAGAGUGGGUUCUGCACCCGCACCCUCUGGGCCAACCUGUGCCAGAAGGCCAGCAAGUGCCUGUUCACCGUCUCCGAGGCCUCCCGGAUCUUCUUUGAGAAGGUGCUGCCCUGUAUCGUGAUCAAGUUGCGCUACCUCUGGCUCUUCUGGUUCCUGGCCUUCACUGUGGGAGGGGCAUACGUGGUGUGUGUCAACCCCAAGAUGAAGCUGCCCUCCCUGGAGCUCUCGGAGUUCAAGGUGUUCCGCUCCUCCCACCCCUUUGAGCGUUAUGACGCUGAGUACAAGAAACUGUUCAUGUUUGAGAGGGUCCACCAUGGGGAGGACCUGCACAUGCCCAUCACCAUCAUCUGGGGGGUCACCCCCGUGGACAACGGAGACCCCCUCAACCCUAAGAACAAAGGCAAGCUUAUGCUGGACAACACCUUCAACAUCGCCAGCCCAGCCUCCCAGCUGUGGAUCCUCAACUUCUGCCAGAGGCUAAGGAACCAGAGCUUUGUGUUCCAGUCGGAGGAGCAGGACUUCACCAGCUGCUUCAUUGAGACCUUUAAGCAGUGGAUGGAGAACCGGGACUGUGAAGAGUCCUCGGUCUACCCUUGCUGCAGCCAGUCAACAUUCCCCUACAAGCAGGACAUCUUUGAGUUGUGUAUCAAGAGGGCCAUCAUGGAGCUGGACCGCAGCACCAGCUUCCACCUGGACAGUAAAACCCCCGGGCCUCGCUUCGACAUCAACGACACCAUCCGGGCCAUUGUCCUGGAGUUCCAGAGCACCUACCUGUUCACACUGGCCUACGAGAAGAUGCACCAGUUCUACCACGAGGUGGACACCUGGAUCCAGGAGGAGCUGAAGAACGCCCCGGCCGGGCUGAAUUACGGCUGGUUUGUCAGCAACCUGGAGUUCUACGACCUGCAGGGCAGCCUAUCGGACGGCACUCUCAUCGCCAUGGCGUUGUCCGUGGUGGUGGCCUUUGUGGUCAUGCUCCUCACCACCUGGAACAUCAUCAUCAGCCUCUACGCCAUCCUCUCCAUCGCUGGCACCAUCUUCGUCACGGUGGGCUCGCUGGUUCUGCUGGGCUGGGAGCUCAACGUGCUGGAGUCAGUCACCAUCUCAGUGGCGGUGGGUCUGUCGGUGGACUUCGCAGUGCACUAUGGAGUCGCUUAUCGCCUCGCCCCUGACCCUGACCGUGAGGGGAAAGUCGUCUUCUCCCUCGGCCGGAUGGGUUCUGCUAUUGCCAUGGCGGCACUCACCACGUUUGUCGCCGGGGCGAUGAUGAUGCCAUCCACAGUGCUGGCAUACACCCAGCUGGGCACCUUCAUGAUGCUCAUCAUGUGCAUAAGUUGGGCCUUCGCCACCUUCUUCUUCCAGUGCAUGUGCCGUUGCCUGGGCCCCCAGGGCACCUGCGGACAGAUCCCCCUGCCCAAGAGGUUUCAGUGCCAGGCUUUCAAAGAGGGCACCACCAACAUCCCCUCGCCCCAGGGCAAGCAUGGCACCAAGUACCAACUGGACAGUCGAGGAGGGGAGGUGGAGCAUGAGCAUUACGAGCUGGAAUCAUUAACUUCAAACCCUAGGAAUGAGGAGAAACCUGCAGAGGAACAGGAGGUGUGCACCCAGCUUUAUAAUGGAAUAGCCCCCCACCCUGCCCUCUGCACACACAUCCCCUUUAAGAGCAAGGCAGAGCCCGGCAGAGGGCCCUGCUCUGAAAAUGGACUGGGCAUACUGGCCACCAACCCCACAUCCAAAUGCCAGUACUCUCAUAACACAACCUGCACAUGUGGGGAACCCCCUCCUCCUCAGCAGUCUAUGGGUAUGCAGUGGACCCCCCACCCAUGCACUCAAACAACCCAGGACUCCCCAUGCCCCACUCCUCAGUUCCCCCUCACAGGCAGCCAUGCCAACAAAGGCCAGAACCUCCUGUCUGCUCUGGAUUCAGUCUACAAACCCAUAGAUUGCCGUAUGCACUAUGUACACUGUCCCCCAGCUCACUUCCACAACUGCACCCCGGGCAGGGUGCCCAGACAGGGCCCUCACAGCUGCCACCUCAGAAACUACUGUGUUCACACUGUCCCCGUCCUGGGUGGCCUCCCCAGGGACCAGAGCUCUUCCCCAGACCCAGCUGGGCUGGAGGAGUCACACCGGACUGGAGGGUCAUCUGGCCCUAGUGGCUGUCCUAACACCCCAGCCCAGACUUGGACUCAAGGUCCUCCUGCCUCCCCUCUGGGAUGCACGUUAGCCCACACACACACAGGCUGCUGCAGAGCCAAUCAUGGAACACAGAGGGCGGGAGAGAGAACGGUAAACGCUCCAAGCGAUCAGAGCGUGGAUAAUUAUGUGUCCACCACAACGCAAAAGGGCACUUGUCAUAAGAUGCCCAGCAACCAGGAGAAGCUUGAAACUAGUACUACUCCCAUCACACGGGAAGAAAGUGUUGAAAAGUGCAAACAGAACCCCAAAAAGGAGAGGGCUUCCUCAGCCUCUCCUAAGAAACUCUGUUUUAACAGAACUUUGAAAGUAAAGUGCAAUUCUGUCGAGUUUAAUGUGCCAAAAGCUGAAGCCAGUGUGCCUGCUCUUGCAAUAAAUUCAAAACCCUCAUCUGAAAGUUUAUGUUGACAGCAAAGAGACUUAUAAGAGAAUUCUGAGAUACUAUAUCUAAAGAGUAAACUUUUGUCAUAUCAAGCUAUAAUGUGCAGUGUCCCUGUGCAGUUAAAGUGCUUGGAAUAUUUCGUAGUCCCCUGUAGCUCAGUUGGUAGAGCAUGGCGUUUGCAACGCCAGGGUUGUGGGUUCGUUUCCCACAGGGGGC
This is a messenger RNA of Coregonus clupeaformis (lake whitefish), 6337 nucleotides long. Its product is annotated as protein dispatched homolog 1-like. Gene Ontology annotation, cellular component: membrane. NCBI's taxonomy places the organism in Eukaryota, Metazoa, Chordata, Actinopteri, Salmoniformes, Salmonidae. The transcript has 8 exons. The record is from RefSeq and is a predicted model, not a curated record. Bases 1384 to 6147 code for a protein of 1587 amino acids.